This is a messenger RNA of Suillus clintonianus, 2171 nucleotides long. RefSeq lists its product as uncharacterized. Gene Ontology annotation, biological process: secondary metabolic process. Gene Ontology annotation, molecular function: CoA-ligase activity. The record is from RefSeq and is a predicted model, not a curated record. The transcript is spliced from 11 exons. Lineage: Eukaryota; Fungi; Basidiomycota; Agaricomycetes; Boletales; Suillaceae. Bases 250 to 1944 code for a protein of 564 amino acids.
CGUGGCUUAGCCGUUUGAAUAGAUGUUGCCGGCUGCCCUCCAAAUCUAGCCCGGCUAUUCGAUCAAGGUUUAACAUAACUUUGUCUGCAAACCCACAUACGGGAAGCUACGGGAAGUUACCCUGAUCAUUGGCAAUGUGGCCAAGAAGCAUUGGUGCGAUGAUUGCGAUGGCCUUUCCGUUCUCACGAACGAAAGGCUAUUAUAAACGAUUGCGCAAAUAACAGAAACCUCAGUUACCGGUGGCCAAGUAUGUACUACAAGUCACUCUUCCCCGACCUACCAAAGAUUCCAGAAUCAAACGUCCACCACUUUCUCCUCGGCCGGCCUGAGCAGCGGAACUGGCCAGACUACACUUUGUUUGUGAAUGUGGCGACUGGCCAGCGCGUUUCAUUCCGGGAGUUUGUCGAGCGCGUCCGCGAUGGGGCUACUGCACUGGGUGGCCUUGGUCUUUGUCCAGAGAACGGAGAGCUAGUCGGAAUACUGAGCGAGAACUGCCCAGACUAUAUCGCACUGAUCCAUUCGCUGCUAGUUAUCACAGUCCCAUUUGCGCUGUUCUCAUGCUAUUCAACACCACAUGAGUUUAAACAUGCCAAUUCGCUCGCACAGGCGACUAGGAUUUUUACGAGUCCAUCGUUAUUGUCACUCGCUUUGACUUCGGGUCUCCCACCAGAUCGAAUUUACCUUCUAGAGGGAGAGAAUAAAGGUCACACAAGCUAUGAUCAGCUCGUCUCCUCGACUCGCAAGAAUAAGAUCCCACGGCUGCCAGUCCGUCAUGCUACCAAGGACACUCUGGCCUACCUGGUUUAUUCAAGUGGGACAAGUGGUCCUCCAAAAGCCGUCAUGAUAUCCCACGGAAACAUCACCUCAGCGACCCUCACAAUAAAAAUAAACGGUGAGGAAGCGAGUAAAGUUCAAGUGCCACCAGUAUUGGACACUCCUGAAGGGCUUCCAGUAUUCUUCAGUGUCCUUCCGGCUUACCACUCUCUUGGUCUCUGCUGGACUGCUUUCUUCAACUUCCUCAAACCCUUGACGAUUAUCAUACUCCCGAAGUGGAACAUCGACGCGUUCUUUGACAAUAUCCCGAAAUACCGCGUCACGAGUGUGACCUUGAUCCCCUCCCUUAUAAUCCAGCUUAUGCAGCAUCCCCGAUGGAAAACUGCCGAUCUAAGCUCAAUCAAAGGACUUGCCUGCGCAGCUUCGCACCUCCCACUUCAGCUCGCCGAACAACUUCUUGCUCGUUUUCCAGCCGUGGAAAGACUCCCUCAAGGGUACGGCUUGUCCGAAUUUACGAUAGGGGUCUCCCUGAAACCCUUCCCGGGCAUGCUCAAUGGACGCGCCAAAUGGAAGUCCGACUCUGUUGGAAUGCUUCUUCCUGGCGUCGAAGCAUGCAUUAUCCGUCCCGACGGGUCCCUCGCGGGUCCAAACGAGGCUGGUGAGAUCUACGUCCGCGGGGGCACCGCAGCGCUGGGAUACAAGGGGAACGAGAAGGCGACGCGGGAGACAUUCGUGGAUGGGUGGGUGCGCACGGGAGACCAGAUACGGAUCGAUGAGGACGGUGUGCUUUUCUUCGAGGAGCGCAUCAAGGACACGCUCAAAAUCUCAGGGCUGCAAGUCUCCCCCGUCGAAAUCGAGGAUACGCUCCAUGUGCACCCGGAAAAGCUCAUCACUGACGUGUCCGUCGCAGGCGUUUUUGGCGGGCGCACAUCGGAUGAGCGCAUCCCGCGUGCGUGGGUCGUACUAUCUCCUGCGGGCGUGGCUCUGGGAGAGAAAGAGGUUGUGGCACGGCUUCAUGCGUGGGUGCAGGAACGGCUGAGUCGGUAUAAGUGGUUGAGGGGGGGCAUUGGGAUCGUGGAUGCGAUUCCGAGGUCGCCGACUGGGAAACCAUUGAGGCGGGUAUUGGUGGAGGAAUACGAAAGGGAGUUGAAUGCGAACGCGAAACUCUGAAGUCUGUACGUAUCUUAUCAGUUCAGGUGUUGGAGGGAAGGACGUGGUCGCAGAGGCCCGGGGUCUCCCAGUCCAGCGCAGCCGCAUCAGGGCUAGCACCUGUGAUGUAAGCACUUUGCUGUGAUUGUUGAAACGGAUUGUACACGAUCUGUUGAUUAGAAAUGGCUGGUAUUUGUCCAUCUCAUCAUAUAUGCCAGAGAUUCUCUACGCAUUUCUUUGAAAAGGUG